AGAAACGUGUUUUCAGCCGGUGUGGGAGUCGGACCUGUGUUAUGUGUGACCGUGGCGCUUUUCAUUCUACAAAAUGCAGAUAUCCAGUGUGAACGAUGUGAAGAUUUACAACUUAAGUCACGGAAAGUCUCUCCCGGAGUGGUUGUCAGAUCGAAAGAAAAGGCAGCUCCAAAAGCAAGAUGUUGACAUCCAGCGCAGGAUCGAGCUCAUCCAGGACUUCGAGAUGCCCACAGUGUGCACCUCCAUCAAAGUGACCAGGGACGGUCAGUACAUCCUGGCUGCAGGCACUUACAAACCGAGAGUUCGUUGUUACGACACCUAUCAGCUGUCCCUCAAGUUUGAGCGCUGUCUGGACUCAGACGUGGUGGCGUUUGAUGUCCUGUCUGAUGACUAUUCUAAGUUGGUGUUCCUGCACUGCGAUCGGUACGUAGAGUUCCACUCUCAACAUGGACACUACUACAAGACACGCAUUCCAAAGUUUGGACGGGACUUUUCUUACCACUACCCCUCAUGUGACCUGUUUUUCGUGGGGACAAGUUCAGAGGUGUACAGACUGAACCUGGAACAGGGGCGCUUCCUGAACUCCCUGCAGACUGACGCUGUGGAGAACAAUGUGUGUGACAUCAACCCCGUCCAUCACUUGUUCGCGGCUGGAUCCUCUGAGGGCAGGGUUGAAUGCUGGGACCCUCGGGUCCGCAACCGAGUGGGAAAGCUGGACUGUGCCCUGAGCAGCCUCGCUGAAGGGGCAGAAGUUCAGAGUUUGCCUUCUAUCAGUGCGCUGAAGUUCAACGGCUCCCUCGGUAUGGCCGUGGGCACCAGCACAGGACAGGUGCUGCUCUAUGACCUGCGAUCCAACCAGCCGCUUCUGGUCAAAGACCAUUUUUACAACCUGCCAAUCAAAUCGCUCAACUUCCACGAUCCUCUGAACCUGGUCGUGUCCUCCGAUUCUAAGAUCAUAAAAAUGUGGAACAAAGACACGGGCAAGUUGUUCUCCUCCAUUGAGCCUCAGGCCAACCUCAACGAUGUCUGCAUGUACCCCAAUUCAGGUAUGCUGUUCACUGCCAACGAAGACCCCAAGAUGAACACUUUCUACAUUCCUGCUCUGGGCCCAGCGCCUCGGUGGUGCUCCUUCCUCGACAGCCUGACUGAGGAGCUGGAGGAAAGCCCGGAGAGCACGGUGUAUGAUGACUACAAGUUCGUCACUCGGAAAGACUUGGAAAAUCUGGGCCUGUCUCACCUGGUGGGCUCUUCGCUCCUGCGGGCCUACAUGCACGGAUACUUCAUGGACAUAAGACUUUAUCACAAGGUCAAAACCAUGGCCAAUCCCUUCGCAUAUGAGGAGUAUCGGAAGGACAAGAUCCGCCAAAAGAUCGAGGAGUCCCGGACCCACAGAGUGCAAGUUAAGGCUCUACCUAAGGUCAACAAGGAACUGGCUCUCAAGCUCAUGGAAGAAGGCGACGAUGAGGCUGAAGAGGCUGCGAGGAAGAAGAAGGGCAAGGCGCUGCCCAGCCUCCUCGGAGACGACCGCUUCAAAGUCAUGUUCGAAAACCCCGACUACCAGGUGGACGAGCAGAGCGAGGACUUCCGCCUGCUCAACCCCAUCAUCUCCAGGGUGGGCCAGAAGAGGAAGAAGAAGCUGCGCCUGCUGGCUCAGCAGGCCUCCCAGCAGGCGGCCGAGGAGGACGAGGAGGAGCCCGAGGGCCGCGGCAGCUCCGAGGAAGAGAGCUCCGACGACGACGACAAGGGCUGGGUGGAGGAGGUGAGGGAGCAGCGCCGGCUGCUGUGGCUGGAGGGCAAGGAGCGGCGGCGGCAGGAGAAGAAGGAGGCCGACCGCAACACCGUCCUGCUCGAGAAGCGGCCGAACGGCGGCGAGGCGGCGUCCGACGCGGCCGACGGCAAGAAGACCAUCCAGCCCCGGUUCUAUCAGAUCAAAGCCGGAGAGGAGUUCAGGAGCUUCAACGACAUGGCCCGCAAGCAGAAGCUUCAGAACGCCUCUCUGGAGGACCGGCUGAAAGUGGAGGAGCGCUCCGGAACCAGCAGCACGGCCGACACGGCGGUGGGCAGCAAGCAGCUGACCUUCACGCUCAAGAAGUCGGAGCAGCAGAGGAAGCAGCAGCAGGCCGAGCGAGAGCACCACGAGGAGAGGAAGAAGCUGCGGCGCUCAGCCGGACACCUGAGCAGCAGCCGCGGCCGCGGGAGAGGCUGGGCCGGCAGAGGAAGAGGAAGAGGAAGAGGCCGCCACUGAGUCCCUGUCCCGGCACUCCGACAGCUGCCGGAUCCUCGUAGGUUCUCCCACUCACACAGUGGGUGAUAUAAAUAUAAGGCAGUGAAGAGCUGAAUGGACUCUAUAUGAUCUCUGUUAACAUUUGCAUAACAGCGACGUGUUUUAUUUUUUAUUUGGUGUAACUGUAUAUUGUUAGGAAAAUGCUGUAUUAAUAACAUUUGUACAAUAUAUUAUAUUUGAUCCAAAACAGCCUUUUUCUUUUUAACAGUCCAGAAAAAAAAAACAUGCAAGUACAAUUUCUAAAAAGCAAAAUGUGUGUAGUAUUUUAAACGUCUUUAUUGUUGGAAAGGUGAGGUGGGAACAUAUACAUGUACACCAUUUAGUUAUUGUUUUCAAUACAAUUACAACAUCUCCUGUCACCGUGAGCAAGCAGGGCGAUGGUGGAUCAGAAACAAAAAAAAAACAACAAAAAACCUUUUGAGAAACAAACCUGCAGAUGACUCACCUGCCUUAAUGGGUCAGGACUAGAAGACAGAGCCCUGCUUUGAGGAUCCCUGCUCCGUGUUUCCUAGCUCGUGUUGCAAACUGACUGCAGAAACCAAAGACCGGGGACUGGGGGACAUCACCGGGUCCAUC
Messenger RNA from Salarias fasciatus (jewelled blenny), 2860 nucleotides. It is a transcript of the gene nol10, whose product is annotated as nucleolar protein 10. Lineage: Eukaryota; Metazoa; Chordata; Actinopteri; Blenniiformes; Blenniidae. The record is from RefSeq and is a predicted model, not a curated record. Gene Ontology annotation, molecular function: protein binding. Gene Ontology annotation, biological process: maturation of SSU-rRNA from tricistronic rRNA transcript (SSU-rRNA, 5.8S rRNA, LSU-rRNA). The transcript has 21 exons. Gene Ontology annotation, cellular component: 90S preribosome; nucleolus; nucleus. Bases 74 to 2245 code for a protein of 723 amino acids.